GCGUCGCGUCAUGGAAUCUGUUCCAGAACGUUCGAGCAGGAGAGUUCGCCAUCUUUGAAGACGAGUAACAGAGGAAACCGCAUUCUCUUUGUUGAUACAUUUAACAACAAAAACCCGAUAAAACUACUCUUCCGAACCUCGGAAUUGUUAGGAGGAAGAUGCGCCACUCAAAGCGAAUGCGCUCCCCAGGCGUCUGGCUCGACGAGUACAGCUGGGAAGAGAGAAUGGACUGUCGCAAACGAAGGAGACGGGAUUCGCACAGCAGCGAGCGAGAAAAUAAGUCCAGAGGAACUCAGCGUCACCACAAGACGUUUGAGGGGCAUUACCUGGAGACCCGCAGUUUGAACCAGAGACUGGACUCUCGGGAGGGACACUGUUUGGACAUGGCCUGUGAGGACGAUAGUCGCGAAGGCACUUGCAAGGACAGAGAUCCGGACUGGCACCACUACAGCAAGUCAUCCGGGCGUAGCGGUCGCAGCAGGCGAAGCAGCCGCAGGCACAGAGACAGAAGGCGCAGACGCAGCCACUCUCGCCACAGGUCCUCCACGAGGAGGAGCCAUCACCGCAGGAGCAGGAAAAGAUCCAGGAGUGUUGAGGAUGAUGGCGAGGGUCACCUCAUCUAUCACACUGGAGACAUGCUGAGAGCGAGAUAUGAGAUUGUGUGUACUCUAGGAGAGGGUGCCUUUGGGAAGGUCGUCGAAUGCAUUGAUCAUUCUAAUGAUGGAGCUCGAGUGGCUCUGAAGAUCAUUAAAAACAUAGACCGCUACCGUGAGGCAGCUAUGUCUGAGGUAGAGGUGCUUGAACAGUUGAAGACCCUUGACUCUGAUAGGAGAUAUUCUUGUGUACGCAUGCUGGACUGGUUUGACUACCACGGCCAUGUUUGUAUUGCCUUCGAGCUGCUUGGCCUCAGCACCUAUGAUUUCCUCAAGGAAAACAACUUCCAGCCUUUCCCCAUAGAACACAUCAAGCACAUGGCUUACCAGAUCAUCCGAGCUGUGCGAUUUCUGCACAAGAACAAGCUGACCCACACAGAUCUGAAGCCAGAGAAUAUUCUCUUCAUUGAUUCAGACUAUGAUAUGGAGUACAACCCUGGCAUGAAACGGGAUGAACGAACACUGAGGAACCCAGAUGUGAAAAUUGUGGAUUUUGGUAACGCUACGUAUGAUCACGAGCACCACACCUCUGUGGUGUCGACACGUCACUACCGUGCUCCUGAAGUCAUUUUAGAUCUGGGCUGGGACCAUUCCUGCGAUGUGUGGAGUGUAGGCUGCAUACUCAUUGAGUAUUACCUCGGGUCUACUCUCUUCCAGACCCAUGACAGUAAGGAGCACCUUGCUAUGAUGGAAAGAGUCCUCGGCCCCAUCCCCACAAACCUCCUGCAGAAAACCAAGAAACAGCGGUAUGUCAACCGGUGCAGGCUUGACUGGGAUGUCCACAGCUCUUCAGGGAGAUAUGUCAGGAAACACUGCAAACCCCUCAAGCAUUACAUGGUGUCUAAGAGCGAAGACCACCACCAGCUGUUUGACCUGAUAGAGAAGAUGAUGGAGUAUGACCCAGCUAAGCGCCUCAGUCUGGAGCAGGCCCUGCGACAUCCCUUCUUCUCCUGCUACCGCAAGACCAGCCACAGUAGCAAAAGCAACAGCAGAAGCAGCAGCAGCAGCAAAAAAGACAGAACCUCUGAACCUGUAUAACUCUGACCUGUAACCUUGGUCAGCCUGGCUGUCAACAUGACAUUUAUCAUGCUGCUCGCUGCCAGCCUCCACUUCCUGACUCUCCAGGAGAGCUGUACCUUAACUGACUGUAUCAGUCCACUGCCCUGCUUUGCUGUGUUAUGUUAUAAGCCAGUGUGUGUUAGUGUCUCAUCAACAAGUUGUUUUCAUCUGUGGCAUGUUUUGAUGUAAUGAAUACCCCAACUGUUUUCUAUUUAUUUGCCAUUGUAAUUUAAUUUGUAGCUUAUGAGCAAAUACUGCUAAAGCUGUUUUUUUUUUUGGUUUGUUUUUUUAUUCAUGAUAAGCUACAUUGUGUCCAUGUUCAUUCUAUGCAUUAAGUGGGUAAUGGGUUAACAUUGAGGUUUGCUUUACCCUGCAUCAGUCUCAACAGUAAUUAUUUGUCCUGGAUUGUAGAUAUAUAAAAAAAGCUAUUGCGGGCAGAAAAUCCUUGUAUAUAGAACUUAAGAUUGUUUUUGUUUUUUCACUGACUGGUUAUGUAAUUUUUUGCAGUAUCGUGUACAAUUUCUCAAUAAACGUGAACAGACGACA
Molecule: messenger RNA, 2258 nt
Organism: Morone saxatilis (striped sea-bass)
Lineage: Eukaryota; Metazoa; Chordata; Actinopteri; Moronidae
Gene: clk4a
Product: CDC-like kinase 4a
Exons: 13
Coding region: 159-1691 (510 amino acids)
Biological process (GO): protein phosphorylation; regulation of RNA splicing
Cellular component (GO): nucleus
Molecular function (GO): ATP binding; protein tyrosine kinase activity
Source: RefSeq, a predicted model, not a curated record